AUGCUUAAUGUAUCGCAUACUGUAGUUUCUUACUGUAGUGCAACUGGAUCUUUGAACGUUAAUACAGUGGCACCUCCUCCUCCAGCUCCUGCACCAGCAGCUCCAGCAGCAGCACCAGCACCAGCUCAAACAACAUCGGAUCCUCUUGGUCUAUUAUCUUCUGCACUUCUUUUGAGUUUGCUUGCAGGCAGCUUGAAUGGUGGAGGUUCCCCAUAUCCUUAUUAUUCUUACUACAGUGGAUACGGAGCGUAUAAUCCGUAUAUACCGACAUAUUAUUACUAUGGUGGUUAUCCAUAUUACAACUAUUAUUAUCAUGGUUAA
This is a messenger RNA of Cercopithifilaria johnstoni, 321 nucleotides long. The record is from the annotation of a GenBank genome assembly. NCBI's taxonomy places the organism in Eukaryota, Metazoa, Nematoda, Chromadorea, Rhabditida, Onchocercidae.